CUAACUCAAUCAGAAAUCUCAAAGGCAUUCAACUGACUUAACUGGAGUUACAUGUGGACUCGCAGGUUAAGGAUGUCUCCGUUGGCGAUGAGCUGUUGUCAUUGGUGCAUAUUGAUACUAACUCUCCUCUGCCUGUUGCUGGAGCUCAUCAUCAGCAGAUUGUGCAACUCCCUCAUCAACAUGGUGGACAGCUUUCACACUCUUUUUGUGCUCCUACACCUCUGCCUGCCCGUGGUCCAUGGCCUGCUUGCUAAUCGGUCAGUGACAUUCUCCUCCUCAUACGGUUUGGCCAGGAUGCAGCCAUUUGGUGUGAUGGUUUCUGCCCUGCUGCUCGCCUCAUUGUGCACCUCCAUCUCCCUAGACAUUCUGAGUCAUUUUCUGCGGCCGCACCCCAUCCAGAGGCCUGAGCUUGCACUUGCCGCUGGAGUGGUAGGCAUUGCCUUUAACCUGGCCAUAGCGUGGACACGCUGCACUGGAUGGUGGAGUCUAAAGGAUGACAAUUCAUUGAUAUGGAACUAUUCUUCAGGUCUGGACCACAAAAGUUGCCCUUCCAGUAAAGCAGCAGAGAAAAGUCAACCCGAAUGUGACACUACAGUCAUUUUCCAAAACCCCCGAGCACACCAAGACGACCGGCAGGCUGAGUCAAGCAGUGCACACUCACAAUCUGGGUGCUGCAUGUUGGGAAACCAACACAGGAUGGGCAUCUCAGAUGUCAAGGACAACUGCUCAACAAUACACUGUGAAGUAACAGAGAUGGAUUUAUCACUUGAAAAGCCAAGGAGCAUCUGUGAAGCGAUAGAAGAACCAAACUCUACAGAUGAAGCAGCCACCAGAAGACCAGAGAUUGAGCCGACAUCCACAGGCAGUCUACAGUCAUCUUAUUGUCUCUUUGUUUCAGCUUUGGUAAAUGGGAAAUGUAUGGUGGGACCUGUGCUGGUGGUAGCCAAUGGGCUUGCACAUCUCCUGAUGAGCCAUGACUGCAUGCAUGGAUGGCGCUGUAAUCUUUUCCUUUACUUGGAUCCAAUAUUCUCCUUUCUUACAGUGUUAGUGCUUUUGACUUCAGCCCUGCCAGAAGUGAAACACCAUGGCUUCAUUUUCCUUCAAGGUGUGCCAGCUCAUAUUCACCUGACCAACAUGGGGCACCAGAUCAGCCAACUUCCUGAAGUGGUGGCUUUCCAUGACUUGCAUGUUUGGCAGCUGGUGGGAUCCCAACUGGUGGCGUCUGUUCACGUUCAGUGCUGUGACAGCACCAACUACCCGGCCCUCAUUGCAGGAAUCUCUGCAGUGUUUAAUAAUGUGGGCAUACAGCAAGUCACCAUCCAACCGGAGUUCACGACCCCAGCACAGAAACAAAUGCAGUGUUGGCUGGCUUGUGGAAAAGCAUGCUCCCAAAAACUAUGCUGCCAUAAACCAGAAGAGAGCGAGAAGCAGUUUAAGAAGAAACAGGAAAGUGAAGAGGAACCCAAAGAUUUGAUUUUAAAGAACAUUUACAUUUGAGUCACUCCUUUCACUUGACCUCAGGAUCCACAGAUACAAAGUGGACCUCAAAGUCUUUAUUUUUUUUCAACCAAUGAAAUGUUUUCAGGAUACGUUCAACCAUGCUUUAUCGUUUAAAAAGAUAAUAACUCUGGGAAUAGGGACACUUCUUUAUGAAGUCAAACUAGUACUAUUGAGAGUGGAACUGCACACAUUAAUCCAAAGAAUCUGCAACAUGUUUGUUUUUAAUGUAAAAUAUUAUUUUUUUAUGCUGGGUGCUCAUCACCACUUUCCUCAAUAUUGUAUUGUAAAUCAUAGGCAGGAAGUGAGGCCUAGUGUUAAAAGAACUGGACAUAUGAUCCAUUUGGUGAAGUUCUCUUGUAUUUGUGGAAUUCCCAUAAGACAAGACCACCAUAAUGAUCUACAGUAUAUCUACCAUUAAUAGAUAGAUAGAUAGAUA
Molecule: messenger RNA, 1936 nt
Organism: Polypterus senegalus (gray bichir)
Lineage: Eukaryota; Metazoa; Chordata; Cladistia; Polypteriformes; Polypteridae
Product: zinc transporter 1
Exons: 4
Coding region: 52-1497 (481 amino acids)
Biological process (GO): detoxification of zinc ion; intracellular zinc ion homeostasis; zinc ion transmembrane transport
Cellular component (GO): Golgi apparatus; endoplasmic reticulum; membrane
Molecular function (GO): calcium channel inhibitor activity; zinc ion transmembrane transporter activity
Source: RefSeq, a predicted model, not a curated record